Staurois parvus is the source of this 288-nucleotide messenger RNA. NCBI's taxonomy places the organism in Eukaryota, Metazoa, Chordata, Amphibia, Anura, Ranidae. The record is from the annotation of a GenBank genome assembly.
GGGAGCAGGUACCUGUCAAAUUCGGGUACCCGCUCCCACUUCCGGUCCAAUUGCCUAGGCGACCGGAAGCGGAAGGUGUCCUCCCUCCCUUCCUGUAGUCUUUUGGGACACGUGACAGGUCCCAGAAGACUACAGGACCAUUCGCGAAGCGCAGCUCUACUUGCGCAUGCGCAGUGGAUACCCGGCUGUGAAGCCGCAAGCUGUCACAGCCGGGUGCCCACACUGAAGAUGCUGGCCUCCUGGAAUACAGGACGGCUGGUGAAAAGAUCUGCGGGGGCCACACCACAG